CAUUUACUCGUGCGUGUUUGUAGACUCGCGAAUUACCAGAGAUUUCGAUUUUCUGAAAGCAAAUUGAGACGUGAAUUUGGCGUGAUCACCUGUUAAAUAUCACGUUGGAAGUGUUUUUAACAAAUUUAGAUUAUUACUGUGACUUGAAGAAUUAGAAACAUGUCUCUCUUUGGGUCUUUGAUGGGGGAUGUUGAAGAUGAUCCGUUUUUCGGCUCGCACAUGCGUCACAUGCGUCAAAUGAACAACAUGAUGAACUCUCUCUUCUCUGACCCGUUCGGCAUGCUGGGCGGCCCGCUGGCCCUCAUGCCGCGGUCCAACAUGGGCAUGGGCAUGGGCGGCAUGAGCAUGAUGCCGUUUAUGCCACAGAUGCCUCAGAUGAACAGAUUGUUCUCAGCAGACCUAGAGGGGCCGAUGACCGCCGGCAGUUCGUUCAGCAGCAGCACUGUCGUCAUGUCUUCGGGUGGACCCAACGGGAAACCUCAGGUAUUCAGCUCGACCAGCAGCACAAAGAUCGGCCCAAACGGCAUUAAGGAGACCCGCAAGACCCUGCAGGACUCACGCACUGGCACCAAGAAGAUGUCCAUCGGCCACCAUAUCGGCGAGCGUGGUCACGUGAUUGAAAAAGAGCAGAACGUGUAUUCGGGCGACCAGGAGGAAACGCAGGAAUUUAUCAAUCUGGAUGAGGACGAGGCUGAGGAUUUUGACAGAGAGUUCAUCGACAAGGCCGGGGUCUACAGUGGCGGUCGCGCCGCCCUGGCCGCGCCGCGCCUCGCCAUCGAGGCUGCGCCCGCGCACGACCACGCCGCCGCCGCCGCCGCACCACCCAAUUCGAAUAGCGAACGAGAAAGACGCGCCAUUCGGCCCGCGCCGCGCCGCCCGCUGAGAACGACUGCCAGCCCGCUCGCACUCCAUUCCAGUUCGUCCGUGCGCUCUGUUUACGGCGGCUCGCACCCGCAGCGCCACCGGCACGACCGCGCCCGCAACAAGCGACACUCCCCCGCCGAGCACUAGCUGCCACCGCUACACACCACACGAACCGACGGGCGGUAACAACCGGUAUUAUGCUAACGUCACUUUGAAUAACGUAUAUGGCGCGGGUUUAUGG
This is a messenger RNA of Cydia amplana, 1105 nucleotides long. It is a transcript of the gene Mlf, whose product is annotated as myeloid leukemia factor. Gene Ontology annotation, biological process: regulation of DNA-templated transcription. The transcript is spliced from 8 exons. Bases 160 to 1011 code for a protein of 283 amino acids. Lineage: Eukaryota; Metazoa; Arthropoda; Insecta; Lepidoptera; Tortricidae. The record is from RefSeq and is a predicted model, not a curated record. Gene Ontology annotation, cellular component: nucleus; cytoplasm.